AUGCCGCCCGCCGCGCCCGCCCGCCUGGCGCUCGCCCUGAGCCUGGGCCUGUGUCUCGGGGCGCUGGCGGGGGACCCCGGGCGCGGCUGCGGGCCGUGCGCGCCGCCCUGCCUGUGCGGCCCGGCGCCCGGCGCCGCCUGCCGCGUCAACUGCUCCGGCCGCGGACUGCGGACGCUCGGACCCGCGCUGCGCAUCCCCGCCGACGCCACCGCGCUGGACGUGUCCCACAACUUGCUCCAGGCACUGGACGUCGGGCUCCUGGCGAACCUCUCUGCGCUGACGGAGCUGGACAUAAGCAACAACAAGAUUUCUACUUUAGAAGAAGGAUUAUUUGCUAACUUAUUUAAUUUAAGUGAAAUAAACCUGAGCGGAAACCCGUUGGAGUGUGACUGUGGCCUGGCGUGGCUGCCUCGCUGGGUGGAGGAGCGGCAGGUUCGCGUGGUUCGGCCCGAGGCGGCCACGUGUGCUGGGCCCGGCCCCCUAGCUGGCUGGCCCCUCCUCGGUGGCCCCUUGUCACGUAGCGGCUGUGGUGAGGAGUACAUCGCCUGCCUCCCUGACAACAGCUCGGGAGCCGUGGUGCCCGUGGCCUUCUCAGCUGCCCAUGAGGGGCCGCUGGCGCCCGAGGCCUGCGGCGCCUUCUGCUUUGUGGCUGGCCAGGGCCUCGGGGCCCUCUCGGAGCAGGGCUGGUGCCUGUGCGGGGUGGCCCAGCCCCCCAACACCUCCUCGGCUUGCCUGCCACUGUGCUCCAGCCCCCCGUUGCCUCUCGCCCCUGCCUGCGGGGGCCCCACCCUCCUCCAGAACGUCUUCCCUGCCUCCCCGGGGGCCGCCCUGGUGGGGCCUCAGGGACCCCUGGCCUCCGGCCAGCCAGCAGCCUUCCAUGUCACCGCCUCCCUGCCCGUCAGCUCCACACACUGGGACUUUGGUGACGGCUCCCCUAAGGUGGAUGUCGCUGGUCCUGCCGCCACUCACCGCUAUUCCCUGCCCGGGCGCUACCAGGUGACCGCUGUGCUGGCCCUGGGGGCUGGCUCUGCCCAGCUCGGGGCCGCGGUGCACGUGCAGGCGGCUCCCGCUGCCCUGGAGCUCGCGUGUCCAGUCUCGGUGCGCAGUGACGAGACCCUCAAGCUUGGCGUCCGAAAUCGUGGUGGCUCCGACCUGGAAGCCACCUACAGUAUUGUGGCUGUGGGCGAGGACCCCGUUCGAGUGGUACAUCCGCUCUGCCCCUCGGACACCGCCAUCUUCCCCGGUAAUGGGCGCUGCUACCGCCUGGUGGCAGAGAAGGCUGCCUGGCUGCAGGCACAGGAGCGGUGCCGGGCCUGGGCUGGGGCCGCCCUGGCCAUGGUGGACAGUCCCGCCGUCCAGCGCUUCCUGGUCUCCCAGGUCACCAGGAGCCUGGACGUGUGGAUCGGCUUCUCGGCCAUGGAGGGGGCCGAGGCGGGCCCCGCCGUGCGGAGCGAGGCCUUCAGCCUGGAGAGCUGCCAGAACUGGCUGCCCGGGGAGCCGCACCCUGCCACGGCUGAGCGCUGUGUGCGGCUCGGGCCCGCGGGGCAGUGCAACACGGACCUGUGCUCGGUGCCCCACAGCUACGUCUGUGAGCUGCAGCCCGGAGGUCCCGUGUUGGAUGCGGAGAACUUCCUCGUGGGAGCGCCCCCUGGGGACCUGCAGGGCCCCCUGAGCCCCCUGGCACAGCAAGAGGCCCUCUCAGCCCCCCAGGAGGCCGUCGAGGUGAUGGUGUUCCCCGGCCUGGGCCUGGGGAGGGAAGCCUUCCUCACCGCUGCCGAGUUCGGCACUCGGGAGCUCCGCCGCCCAGCCCAGCUGCGGCUGCAGAUGUUCCGGCCCGAGGGAGGAGCAGGGGCCCCAGGACGCAGCGGGGAGCCUGAGACUGCGUCCUCAGAGAGCCAGACUCGGCGGGUGCCCGCAUGCACCCCGGAGGGACCCUGGUGCCCCCGAGCCAGUAUCCCCUUGUCACUGGACACCCUCUGCCAGCCCCGUGCCUGUGCCAAUGAGUCCAUGCCAGGGCCCCCCGGGGCCUCCUGUGUGCUCUGGAAGGAGUUCCUGUUCUCUGUGCCGGCCGGCCCUCCCACCCAGUAUUCAGUCACCUUCCAUGGCCAGGAUGGCCCCCUGCUCCCCGGUGACAUCAUCACCUUGCAGCACGACGCUGGAGCCGGCGCCUUCCUGCACUGCUCGCCGGCACUUGGACCCCCUGGCCCCGAGGCGCCAUACUUGACCACCACGGCCUCGGCCUGGCUGGCCCAGCUGCCAGCCCAGCUGGAGGCGGCCCCGGCCGGCCCUGCCUGCGCCCUGCGGCUUCUCGCUGCCACGGAGCGCCUCACCCCCCUGCUCGGCGUGAGGCCCAACCCAGGGCUGCGGAGGCCUGGGCGCUACGAGGUCCAGGCUACGGUGGGCAACGGCGUGUCCACACACAACCUGUCCUGCAGCUUCGACGUGCUCUCCCCGGUGGCCGGGCUGCGUGUGGCCCAUCCCACCCCCCACGACGGCUACCUCUAUGUGUCCACCAACGGCUCAGCCUUGGUGCUCCGGGUGGACUCCGGCACCAAUGCCACGGCCACAGCCCACUGGCCUGGGGGUAAUGUCAGCGCACCCUUUGAGGCCGCCUGCCCUCCCACGGUGGCUGUCCUGGUGCCCAGCUGUGCUCUUGAGGCCAACACCACCCUGUUUGCGGUGCUGGCGCUGCCCGGGCUCCAAGAGGGCGAGCACACGGUGGAGGUGGUGGUGGAGAACGGUGCUGGCCAGGCCAACCUCAGCCUGCGGGUGAGGGCCGAGGAGCCCAUCUGCGGCCUGCGUGCCACACCCAGCCCUGAAGCCCGGGUGCUGCAGGGCGUCCUGGUGAGAUACAGCCCUGUGGUGGAGGCCGGCUCGGACGUGGUCUUCCGCUGGACCAUUGACGACAAGCAGUCCCUGACCUUCCACAACGUGGUCUUCAACGUCAUCUACCAGAGCGCUGCUGUCUUCAAGCUCUCGCUGACAGCCUCCAACCACGUGAGCAACGUCACUGUGAACUACAACGUCACCGUGGAGCGGAUGCACAGGAUGAGGGGCCUCUGGGUGUCCGCAGUGCCGCCCGUGUUGUCCCCCAAUGCCACGCUGGCAUUGGCUGCCCACGUGCUGGUGGACUCCGCCGUGGAGGUGGCCUUCCUGUGGACCUUUGGGGACGGGGACCGGGUGAUUGGCCAGUUCAAGCCUCCGUACAAUGAGUCCUUCCGGGUCCCAGACCCCACGGUGGCCCAGGUGCUGGUGGAGCACAAUGUCACACACACCUACGCCAUCCCAGGUGAGUACAACCUGACCCUGCUGGUGUCCAAUGCCUUCGAGAACCUGACGCAGCAAGUGCCUGUGAGCGUGCGUGCCGCCCUGCCUGCUGUGGCCGUGGCCGUGGGAGGCUGCGUCCUGGUGGCCGGCCAGACUGUGACCUUCGCCCCACACCCACUACCCUCACCUGGGGGGAUCCUGUACACAUGGGACUUUGGGGAUGGCUCCCCGGCUGUGACGCAGCACCAGCCGGAGGCCAACCACACGUACAGCGCGGGGGGCACGUACCGCGUCCAUCUGGAGGUCAACAACACGAUCAGCAGCGUGGCGGCGUGUGUCAGCAUCCGUGUCUUUGAGGAGCUUCGGGGCCUGAGCGUGAGCCUCAGCCCAGCCGUAGAACAGGGCAUGCCUGUGACCGUCAGCGCCGCCCUGGAGUCGGGUGACAACGUCACGUGGACUUUCGACAUGGGGGACGGCACGGUGCUUACGGGCCCUGAGGCCACGGUGGAGCAUGUGUACCUGCGGGCACAGAACUGCACGGUGACGGUGGGGGCGUCCAGCCCCGCAGGCCGCCUGGCCCUGAGCCUGCCCGUGCAGGUCUUCGUCCUGGAGGUGCUGCGGAUCGAGCCUGCGGCCUGCAUCCCCGUGCAGCCCCGCGCCCAGCUCACGGCCUACGUCACCGGGGACCCUGCACAUUACGUCUUUGACUGGACAUUCGGGGAUGGCUCCUCCAACACCACCAUCUCGGGGGACCCAGCGGUGACGCACAACUUCACGCGGAGCGGCACGUUCCCCCUGACGCUCGUCCUCUCGAGCCGCGUGAACAAGGCCCAUUACUUCACCAGCGUCUGCGUGGAGCCCGAGCUGGGCAAUGUCACCCUGUGGCCUGAGAGGCAGUUCGUGCGGCUCGGGGAGGAGGCCCGUUUGGCGGCUCGUGCCUGGCCCCCGUUCCCCUACCGUUACACCUGGGACUUUGGCACCGAGGACGGAGCCCGCGUCGGGGGCCCUGAGGCCACAUUUGCCUACCUGGCCUCGGGCUCCUACCUGGUGACAGUUGCCGUGUCCAACAACAUCUCUUCAGCCAACGACUCCGCGCUCGUGGAGGUGCAGGAGUCCGUGGAGCUCACGGGCGUCCGGGUCAACAGCUCUCGUGUGCUGGAGCUGCAGCAGCCCUACCUGUUCUCAGCCGUGGGCCGCGGGCGCCCCGCCACCUACCUGUGGGAGCUGGGGGACGGCGGGCUCCUCGAGGGCUCCGCGGUCACCCAUGCCUACAACAACACGGGCCACUUCACCGUCCGGGUGGCCGCGUGGAAUGAGGUGAGCCGAGACGAGGCUCGACUGAACGUCACGGUGCAGCAGCGUGCGCGGGGGCUCAGCGUCAAUGCCAGCCGCACGGUGGUGCCCCUCAACGGCAGCGUGAGCUUCACCACCUCCCUGGAGGCUGGCAGCGACGUGCGCUACUCCUGGGUGCUCUGUGACCGCUGCACGCCCAUCCCUGGGGGCCCCACCAUCUCCUACACCUUCCGCUCGGUGGGCACCUUCAACAUCAUCGUCACGGCCGAGAACGAGGUGGGCGCUGCUCAGGACAGCAUCUUCAUCUACGUUCUGCAGCACAUCGAGGGGCUGCAGGUGGUGGGCGGCGGGGGCGGCUGCUGCUUUCCCACCAACCGCACGCUGCAGCUGCAGGCCGCGGUCCGGGACGGCACCAACAUCUCCUACAGCUGGACCGCCCAGCGGGACGGCGGCCCGGUACUGGUCGGCAGCGGCAAAGCCUUCUCGCUCACCGUGCUGGAGGCCGGCACUUACCGCGUCCUGCUGCGGGCCACCAACAUGCUGGGCAGCGUCUUGGCCAACCGUACCGUGGACUUCGUGGAGCCUGUGGGGUGGCUGGCUGCGGCCGCCUCCCCAAACCCGGCUGCUGUCAAUGCCAGCGUCACCCUCUGUGCCGAGCUGGCCGGUGGCAGCAGCGUGUUUUAUACCUGGUCUCUGGAGGGAGGACUGAGCUGGGAGACCCUGGAGCCGUCCACUACCCACACCUUCCCCACCCCCGGCCUGUACCUGGUCACGGUCACGGCUAAGAACCAGCUGGGCUCAGCCAAUGCCACCACUGAGGUGGCUGUGCAGGUGCCUGUAAGUGGCCUCAGCAUCAGGGCCGGCGAGCUGGCGUGCAGCUUUGUGGCUGCCGGGUCUGCUGUGCCCUUCUGGGGGCAGCUGGAUUCCGGUACCAACGUGAGCUGGUGCUGGGCGGUGCCAGGUGGCAGCAGGCACGGCCAGCACAUUUCUGUGGUCUUCCGGGACGCUGGUGCCGUCUCCAUUCAGCUCAAUGCCUCCAACGCCAUCAGCUGGGUUAUGGCCACGCACGAGCUCACGGUGGAGGAGCCCAUCGUGGGCUUGGUGCUGUGGGCCAGCAGCAAGGUGGCCGAGCCUGGGCAGCUGGUCCACUUUCAGGUCGUGCUGGCCGCUGGCUCUGCCGUCAGCUUCCAGCUGCAGGUCAGCGGGGCCGUCCCGGAAGCCCUCCCCGGGCCCCGCUUCUCCCGCAGUUUCCCCCGGGUUGGGGACUAUGUGGUGAGCGUCCAUGCAGAGAACCACGUGAGCCGGGCUCAGGCGCAGGUGCGCAUCUUGGUGCUGGAGGCUGUGGGUGGGCUCCAGGUGCCCAACUGCUGUGAGCCAGGUAUCCCCACGGGCACGGAGAGGAACUUCACGGCUCGGGUACAACGAGGGUCCCGCGUGGCCUACGCGUGGUACUUCUCCUUGCAGAAGGUCCAGGGGGACUCGCUGGUCAUCCUGUCGGGCCGCGACGUCACCUAUACCCCUGUGGCCGCGGGGCUGCUGGAAAUCCACGUGCGCGCCUUCAACGAGCUGGGUGGCGUGAACCGCACGCUCAUGGUCGAGGUCCAGGACACCAUCCAGCACGUGGUGCUGCACAGCGGCCGCUGCUUUACCAACCGUUCGGCCCGCUUUGAGGCCGCCACAAGCCCUACCCCCCGGCGCGUGGCCUAUCGCUGGGACUUCGGGGACGGGGCCCCAGGGGAGGACACAGAGGAGCCCUGGGCAGAACACUCCUACCUGCAGCCUGGGGACUACCGCAUUCAGGUGAACGCUUCCAACCUGGUGAGCUUCUUCGUGGCCCAGGCCACGGUGACCGUCCACGUGUUGGCCUGCAGGGAGCCCGAAGUGGACGUGGCCCUGCCCCCGCAGGUGCUGAUGCGGCGCUCCCAGCGCAACUACCUGGAAGCCCACGUCAACCUACGCGACUGCGUCACUUACCAGACUGAGUAUCGCUGGGAGGUGUACCGUGCAGCUAGCUGCCAGCGGCCCAUGCGCGUGGCCCCUGUGGCCCUGCCCGGCGUGGACAUGAGCCGGCCCCAGCUGGUGGUGCCACGGCUGGCGCUGCCUGUGGGCCACUACUGCUUUGUGUUCCUGGUGUCAUUUGGGGACACCCCGCUGGCACAGAGCAUCCAAGCCAAUGUGACAGUGGUCCCUGAGCGCCUGGUGCCCAUCAUUGAGGGCGGUUCGUACCGUGUGUGGUCAGACACUCAGGAUCUGGUGCUGGAUGGGAGCAAGUCCUACGAUCCCAACCUUGAGGACGGCGACCAGACGCCACUCAGCUUUCACUGGGCCUGUGUGGCUUCAACGCAGAGUGAGAGUGGUGGGUGCGCCCUGACCUUUGGGCCCCGGGGAAGCAGCGUGGUUACUGUCCCCCGGGAGCGCCUGCAAGCCGGCGUCGAGUAUACCUUCAACCUGACCGUGUGGAAGGCAGGCCGGAAGGAGGAGGCCACAAACCAGACGGUGAUGAUCCGCAGGGGCCGGGUGCCCAUUGUGUCCCUGGAGUGCGUGUCCUGCAAGGCGCAGGCGGUGUACGCGGUGAGCCGCAGCUCCUACGUGUACCUGGAGGGCCGCUGUGACAACUGCAGCCGGGGCUCCCAGCGAGGGCGCUGGGCGGCGCGCACCUUCAGCAACGAGACGCUGGUGCUGGACGAGACGACCACGUCGACAGGCAGCUCGGGCAUGCGGCUGGUGGUGCGGCGCGGCGUGCUGCGGGACGGCGAGGGCUACACGUUCACGCUCACGGUGCUGGGCCGCUCGGGCGAGGAAGAGGGCUGUGCCUCCAUCCGCCUCUCCGCCAACCGGCCCCCGCGCGGUGGCUCUUGCCGCCUCUUCCCGCUGGACGCGGUCCGGGCCCUCACCACCAAGGUGCAUUUCGAGUGCACAGGCUGGCAGGAUGCGGAAGACGCAGGCGCCCCACUCGUGUACGCCCUGUUGCUGCGGCGCUGUCGCCAGGGCCACUGCGAGGAGUUCUGCGUCUACAGGGGCAGCCUCUCUGCCUACGGAGCCGUGCUGCCGCCUGGUUUCGCACCCCACUUCCAGGUGGGCCUGGCCGUGGUCGUUCAGGACCAGCUGGGCGCCGCCGUGGUCGCGCUCAACAGGUCUCUGGCCAUCGCCCUGCCCGAGCUCCCUAGUGACCUGCCCGGCGGCCCCCCGGACCUCACGACCUGGCUACACAGCCUCACAGAGAACAUGCUGCCUAGACUGCUGAGACAGGCCGACCCCCAGCCCGUCAUCGAGUACUCGCUGGCCCUCAUCACUGUGCUCAACGAGGCCAGCGCGGGGCCCGAGCAGGCGCCGGCCUCGUCAGCAGAGAUGGACGCCAGGCGGCAGCUGCAAGCCCAGAUACGCAAAAACGUCACAGAGACCUUGGUCUCCUUGCGGGUCAACACCGUGGAUGACAUCCAGCAGAUUGCCGCGGCGCUGGCCCAGUGCACGGUGUCCAGCAGGGAGCUCGUGUGCCACUCGUGUCUGAAAAAGACCCUGCAUAAGCUUGAGGGCAUGAUGCGCGUCCUGCAGGCCGAGACCGCGGAGGGUACCGGGACGCCCACGGGUAUUGCCGACAGCAUUCUCAACAUCACAGGUGACCUUAUCCACUUGGCCAGUGCGGACGUGCAGGGCCCGCAGCCCUCAGAGCUGGGCGCAGAGCCGCCGUCGCUGAUGGUGGCAUCCAGGGCCUACCACCUGUCGUCGGCCCUCAUGUGCAUCCUCAUGCGCUCCCGGGUGCUCAACGAGGAGCCCCUGACACUGGCCGGCGAGGAGAUCGUGGCGCAGGGCAAGCGCUCAGACCCGCUGAGCCUGCUCUGCCAGGGCAACGCCUCGGUUCCCGACUGCCACUUUUCCAUCCCCACGGCCUUCAGCGGGGCCCUGUCCAACCUCAGUGACGUGGUGCAGCUCAUCAUCCUUGUCGACUCCAACCCCUUCCCCUUCGGCUACAUUGGCAACUAUACCGUCUCCACCAAGGUGGCAUCCAUGGCCUUCCAGACACAGGCCGGGGCCCAGAUCCCCAUCGGGCGGCUGGCUUCGGAGCGCGCCAUCACCGUGAAAGUGCCCAACAACUCCGAGCAGGCCGCCCAGGGCCGCAGCACCCCUGCCGGCUCUGCCAUUGUCCAGCCACAGGCCUCCGUCGGCGUUGUGGUCACCCCCGAGGACAGCAACCCCGCCGCCGGGCUUCACCUGCAGCUCACCUACACGCUGCUUAGCGAACACUACUUGCCACGGGAGCCCGAGCCCUACCUGGCUGUGUACCUGCACUCGGUGCCCCAUCCGAAUGAGCACAACUGCUCAGCCAGCAGGAGGAUCGGCCCGGAGCAGCUGGCGGGCGGCGACCACAGGCCCUACACCUUCUUCAUUGCCCCAGGGACCAGAGACCCAGGCGGGACUUACUAUCUGAACUUGACCAGCCACUUCCGCUGGUCGGCACUGGAAGUGACCGUGGGCCUGUACACGUCCCUGUGCCAGUACUUCAGCGAGAAGGACAUGAUGUGGAGGACAGAGGGGCUCGCGCCUCUGGAGGAGACGUCGCCGAGCCAGGCCGUCUGCCUUACCCGCCACCUCACUGCCUUCGGGGCCAGCCUCUUCGUGCCUCCCAGCCACGUGCGCUUCGUCUUUCCAGUGAGUGGCACCGUGUCUCGGCCGCAUCCUGAGAAAAUAAGGCGUGGGCCGUGCCUCCUGGGCCUGAUGGCGCUGUCUCCCCAGGAGCCGGCCUCGGGUGUGAACUACGUCGUCCUGCUGACGUGUUCCGUGUGCCUGGUGACCUACGCGGUCAUGGCCGUGAUCCUGCGCAAGCUGGACCAGCUGGAUGUCAGCCGCGUCCGUGCGAUCCCUUUCUGCGGGAAGGGGGGCCGCUUCAAGUACGAGAUCCUGGUCAAGACUGGCUGGGGCCGGGGCUCAGGAACCACGGCACACGUGGGCAUCAUGCUGUACGGGGCGGAGGGCCGCAGCGGCCACCGGCACCUGGACGGGGACAGAGCCUUCCGCCGCAACAGCCUAGACGUGUUCCAGAUCGCCACGCCGCACAGCCUGGGCAGUGUGCGGAAGAUCCGCGUGUGGCAUGACAACAAAGGGCUCAGCCCCUCCUGGUUCCUGCAGCACGUGAUCGUCAGGGACCUGCAGACCGCCUGCAGCACCUUCUUCUUGGUCAACGACUGGCUGUCGGUGGAGACUGAGGCCAAUGGCGGCCUCGUGGAGAAGGAGGUGCUGGCAGCAAGCGACGCCGCUGUGCGGCGGUUCCGGCGCCUCCUGGUGGCUGAGCUGCAGCGUGGCUUCUUUGACAAGCACCUCUGGCUCUCCGUAUGGGACCGGCCACCUCGCAGCCGCUUCACUCGCGUCCAGCGGGCCACCUGCUGCGUCCUCCUCAUCUGCCUCUUCCUGGGUGCCAAUGCCGUGUGGUAUGGGGUCGUGGGAGACGCCGCCCACAGUGCGGGGCCGGUGUCCGGUCUGAUCCCGCCGAGUGCCGACACGGUUGCCGUCGGCCUGGUGUCCAGCGUGGUCGUCUAUCCCGUCUACUUGGCCAUCCUGUUUCUCUUCCGCAUGUCCCGGAGCAAGGUGACGGGGGGCCCGAGCCCCACCCCUGCAGGGCAGCAGGUCCUGGACAUGGACAGCUACCUGGACUCGUCUGUGCUGGACAGCUCCUUCCUGGCCUUCCCGGGCCUCCGUGCCGAGGCCUUUGCUGGACAAAUGAAAAGUGACUUAUUUUUGGAUGAUUGUAAAAGCCUGGUGUGCUGGCCGUCCAGCGAAGGCACGCUUAAUUGGCCAGACCUGCUGAGUGACCCAUCCAUCAUGGGCAGCGCCCUGCAGCGGCUGGCACGGGGCCGCCUGGGCUCAGAGGCGGACGGGCUCUCCCUGGUCAGCCCCUCCUCACCUGCCAAGUACUUCUCAGCUUCAGGCCUCGUCCGGCAGAGCCUGGCUGAAGGGGCCAGCAGCCUGGCCCUCACCCAGGGCGCGCGAGUGGAGACGGAUCUGCUCGCUGGCCUGUCCAGCGCUCCUGCGGAGAGGCCCGAGAGGACGGAGACGCAGUUGCUGCAGAGGCUGGGGGAGAGGGGGCUGCCCGCCGCGGGCCUGACCUGGGAGCAGCCCCGGUCGGCGAAGCCCUCCGGGACAGGUGUGCCCCGGCGUCCCCAGGACGCCCCUCCGUGCCCCUCCCCGUGGGCUGCCCGUCACCGGUCUCCCUGCCCAGGACGGGUGGACCAUCUGCGGAAGCGGCUGCUGCCGGCCUGGUGUGCCGCCCUAGCCCACGGGCUCAGCCUGCUCCUGGUGGCUGUGGCCGUAGGGGUCUCGGGCUGGGUGGGUGCCGGCUUCUCCCCCGGCGUGGCUGUGGUGUGGCUGCUCUCGAGCAGCUCCAGCUUCCUGGCCUCGUUCCUCGGCUGGGAGCCGCUCAAGGUGCUGCUGGAGGCCCUGUACUUCUCCUUGGUGGCCAAGCGGCUGCACCCCGAUGAGGAUGACACGCUGGUGGAGAGCCCGGCCGUGACCCCUGUGAGCGAGCGUGUGCCCCGUGUGCGGCCCCCCCACGGCUUCGCGCUCUUCCUGGCGAAGGAAGAGGCCCGGAAGGUCAAGAAGCUGCACGGGAUGCUGAGGAGCCUCCUGGUAUAUAUGCUCUUCCUGCUGGUGACGCUGCUGGCCAACCACGGGGAUGCGUCCUGCCGUGGCCAUGCCUACCGCCUGCAGAGUGCCAUCAAACAGGAGCUGGGCAGCCGGGCCUUCCUGGCCAUCACCCGGUCUGAGGAGUUCUGGCCGUGGAUGUCCCAUGUGCUGCUCCCCUACGUCCAUGGGAACCAGUCGAGCCCCGAGCUGGGGCCCCCACGACUGCGGCAGGUGCGGCUGCAGGAAGCACUGUGCCCAGACCCUGCUGGCCCACGUGUGCACACGUGUGCGGCAGCCUCGGGCUCCUUCAGCACCGGCGACUACGGCAUCGGCUGGGGCAGUGCUGCCCGCAACAGCUCUGAGACGUGGGCCUACUCCGCGCCAGACCUGCUGGGGGUCUGGUCCUGGGGCUACUGCGCAGUGUACGACAGCGGGGGCUACGUGCAGGAGCUAGGGCCGAGCCUGGAGGAGAGCCGCGCGCAGCUGGGCUUCCUGCAGCUGCACAACUGGAUCGACAACAGGAGCCGCGCGGUGUUCGUGGAGCUGACACGCUACAGCCCGGCCGUGGGGCUACACGCCGCUGUCACACUGCGCCUCGAGUUCCCCGUGGCGGGACAAGCCGUCACCGCAGUCAGCGUGCGCCCGUUCGCGCUGCGGCGUCUGAGCUCAGGCCUCUCGCUGCCGCUGCUCACCUCGGUGAGCCUGCUGCUGUUCGCGCUGUACUUCUCGGUGGCAGAGGUGCGCGUGUGGCACAGGGAAGGGCGCACCCGUGCCGCGCAGUCCGGAGCCUGGGCUCGGUGGCUGCUGGUGGCCCUGGCGGCGGCGGCGGCGCUCGUGCGCCUGGCCCAGCUGGGGGUCGCCGACCGCCAGUGGACCCGCUUCGUGCGCCGCCGCCCGCGCCGCUUCACCAGCUUCGAGCAGGUGGCGCAGCUGAGCACAGCGGCCCGCGGCCUGGCCGCCUCGCUGCUCUUUCUGCUCCUGGUCAAGGCCGCCCAGCAGCUGCGCUUCGUGCGCCAGUGGUCGGUUUUCGGCAAGACGCUGUGCCGGGCCCUGCCAGAGCUCGUGGGCGCGGCCCUGGGGCUGCUCGUGCUCGCCGUGGCCUACGCGCAGCUGGCCUUCCUGCUGGUCUCCUCCUGCGUGGACUCGUUGCGGAGCGCGGCGAGGGCCGUCUUGGUGCCGUGCCCUGGGUCUGGGCGCCCGGCCCUGUGCCCUGCCGAGUCCUGGCGCCUCUCCCCGCUGCUGUGCACCGGGCUCGGGGCCCUGCGGCUGUGGGGGGCCCUGCGGCUGGGGGCGGUCCUCCUGCGGCGGCGCUACCACGCGCUGCACGGGGAGCUCUACCGGCCGGCCUGGGAGCCGCAGGACUACGAGAUGGUGGAGCUGUUCCUGCGCAGGCUGCGCCUCUGGAUGGGCUUCAGCAAGGUUAAGGAGUUCCGUCACAAAGUCCGCUUUGAAGGGAUGGAGCCGCUGCCCUCCCGCUCCUCCCGGGGCUCCAAGUCCUCCCCGGAUGCGCCUCCGCCCAGUGGGGGCUCCGACGCCUCCCGGCCCUCCACCUCCUCCAGCCAGCUGGACGCGCCGAGCGCGGGCCUGGGCCGGCCGGGGCCACGCGGGGAGCCCGAGCCCUCUCGCCUCCAAGCUGUGUUCGAGGCCCUUCUGACGCAGUUUGACCGCCUCAACCAGGCCACAGAGGACGUCUACCAGCUGGAGCAGAGGCUGCAGCGCCUGCACGGCCGCAGGAGCACUGGGGCCCCGGCCCCCCCUGCCCCCCCUGCCCCCUGCCCCUCCUCAGGCCCGCGGCCUGCCCUGCCGGGCUGCCUGGCCCGGGCCCGUCGUGGCGUGGGUCCGGCUCCGGGCCCUGGCCCGGCUUCCCUGCGGGCUGAGAACAAGGUCCACCCCAGCAGCACUUAGCCCCGGGGGGCCUGGGCUCCGACCCCUUCCCCGGGGUGGCGGGCCUGUGGCUUCAUUCUGCUUUUCGGAGGGAGCCAGAGCAGACGCCGCUCAGUGUUAACUUCUGCCACCCUCAGGUCUCGGGCCAGGCAGAACAGCUGCACGGAGGCCCCCGGGGAGCAGUCGUCUCUCUGUGGGUCUCAGCACUUUAAGAAGCCGUGUGGGCAGCCAGGACCCAGGGUCCCCUCCCCGGCUCCCCAUGGGAGGACACAGCAGUAUUGGGCCGAGCGCCCAGCCUCCGAGAUGCUAAUUUAUUACCGGAGUCCUCAGGUACAGCGGGCUGUGCCCGGCCCCACCUCCUGCGCGGACAUCUCCCCUUCGCUAAGGAUCCAGGCUUCGGGGAGGGAAGCUGCACCUUCCGUCGUCCCCCCCCACUAAGUUAUUACCUCUCCUGCCCCCGCUCAGCGCACUCCCCUUCAGCCACCGUCUGUGUGUCUUUCGUCAAUAAUUUAUACGGGGUUAAAAAUGUAUAUAUUUUUGUACGUCGCUGUUUUUCAGUAGGGCCGAGGGGCCCGCUGCCGUGUGGAGGGACGCUGGGGUGGGAGGCUUGGUGGAAGGGCACAGCCCCCUCCUCGGCAGCUCGUCACCACCCCCCUCCCCGGGGUUCUCUGCCGGGGGAGGGGAAGCGAGAGGGCAGAGCCCAGACCUGCGGGUGUCGGGUCUGGGGGAGGACGGGGGCCGGCUCCCGGGGCCGGUGAGCACACGUGUGUGGUGGCGGGGGGGGGGGGGCCGGGGCCCCCCCCAGAGCAGCCCGACAGGCCCUGUACCACUUCUGUGGCCGCAGCUACAGCCUUGAUCCCACCCCCACCCGACGAAGUCAAAUAAACAAGCUGGCUGACUGCA
This is a messenger RNA of Hyaena hyaena (striped hyena), 13962 nucleotides long. RefSeq names its product polycystin 1, transient receptor potential channel interacting (gene PKD1). The coding region runs from base 1 to 13080 and encodes 4359 amino acids. Gene Ontology annotation, biological process: kidney development. The record is from RefSeq and is a predicted model, not a curated record. Lineage: Eukaryota; Metazoa; Chordata; Mammalia; Carnivora; Hyaenidae. Gene Ontology annotation, molecular function: protein binding. The transcript has 44 exons. Gene Ontology annotation, cellular component: membrane.